This is a messenger RNA of Cephus cinctus (wheat stem sawfly), 5510 nucleotides long. It is a transcript of the gene Ptp61F, whose product is annotated as tyrosine-protein phosphatase non-receptor type 2. The coding region runs from base 311 to 1786 and encodes 491 amino acids. Gene Ontology annotation, molecular function: protein tyrosine phosphatase activity. The transcript has 8 exons. Lineage: Eukaryota; Metazoa; Arthropoda; Insecta; Hymenoptera; Cephidae. Gene Ontology annotation, biological process: protein dephosphorylation. The record is from RefSeq and is a predicted model, not a curated record.
GGGUCACUCGGUGCGGUCGUUCCGUGCAAUUCCGUGAACAGUUCGUGAUUCCGUCUGAUUCCGUCUCAGCAGUACUGAGCAGCACUGAGCAACUGUAGCCUGAGUCUGGAAGAACCUGGAGUGAGAGAGCGCAAGAGUGAGAGUCCCAGCAGUCAGAGCGCGUUUUGUCCGGCGGGGGCUGCUUUUCGCAAAAAUUGCCUCACGCAUGGCCCAGUGGGUUUGACUUUCGUGGUUGCGGAGGAGGACCGGUGUGUGUGUCUGCGUACUCUGUUUUUUAAGCGUGCUUUGAAGAAAAGUCAAAGACAGCAGGAUGACCAGCGAGACGCAAGAGCCAGCAGUGAGCAACGUGGAGACGCAGUAUCUGGAGAUCAACUCCAAGGGGGCUUGGGCGAUCCUUUAUCAGCACAUACGUAACGAAUGUAAUAACUAUGAGUACGAAUGCAAUGAAUCGAAAAAGCCACAGAACAGAAGUUUAAAUCGAUACAGAGAUGUAGCACCGUAUGAUCAUACUAGAAUAAUUCUACGAAAGGGCCCUUGUGACUAUAUCAAUGCGAAUCUUGUUCGGAUGGAUCAUGCGCAUAGACAGUACAUCCUAACACAAGGACCACUGCCUAACACCACUGGCCACUUUUGGCUGAUGGUGUGGGAACAAAACAGUAAGGCAGUGUUGAUGUUAAACAAAGUUAUCGAAAAGGAUCAAGUAAAGUGUCAUCAGUACUGGCCUCUGGAAGGUUCUUCCGAUCACACUAUGAUGUUCCCAGACGUUGGACUUAAAGUAGAGUACGUCAGCAAGACCGAGUUUUCGGAUUACACAACUAGAAUAUUGAGACUGACAGACGUUGAGACCAAGGAAAGCAGAGAGAUUCUACACUUCCAUUACACAACGUGGCCGGACUUCGGUGUGCCGCAAAGUCCAGUAGCAUUUUUACAAUUUUUGGUGGACGUCAGACAGUCUGGUGCGUUAGAUCAAAAUGUCGGACCCCCAGUGGUUCAUUGCUCAGCCGGAAUCGGGAGAUCAGGAACCUUCUGCUUAGUAGACACGUGCCUGGUUCUGAUCGAGGAGAACGGCCUGAACUCCGUGGACGUGCAAGAAAUUUUAAUGGAGAUGAGGCGGUUCAGGAUGGGCCUCAUCCAGACACCUGAUCAGCUGAGAUUCUCCUAUGCUGCUAUCAUCGAGGGGGCAAAACAAUUGCCAUCCAACAACGUGAAUAUUGAUAAUAAUGAGGUAAAUAAUCACUACGACACGGUCUACAACAUCAGUAAUUCUUCCGUGGACGAGGAUGAUGAACCGCCUCCUCUUCCACCUCCAAGAGGGGAAUCUCUUACGCGUAGUAUGAUGGCGGAUUUGAGCCCUAAUCCAACCACGGAAAAUGUCGAAGAUAUUAGUGGACCUCCGGAUAAGCCGUUACCCAGGGAGCCACCGACGUAUACAGAACCGUCUACAAGUCCCCCGGAGAAUUCCACAAGCAUUCAAAACAGUCUUCAGGAACAAAAUUCCGAUGCCGCGGCCCUUCCUGGUGAAGCAACUAGUGACGGUGAGAAUUCCUUCAAGACCAUCAGUCCUCCGUCCAGUCCAGACACAAAGAACGAACUUCGUCAGCGUAACCUGGAGAGAAAGGAACGACUGGCCGCGCAGGUGCGCGAGAUGAAGCGGCGACAGAAGCAGACAGAAGAGUGGCAGAAGCUCAAGAGGUCAUUAUUUAAGCCCCUUUCAAUAGGCAUAGGUGCCGCGAUCGUUGGUGGGGGUGUAAUAGCUCUCUGCAGUUACUUAUACAUGCGCGGCUAGGGACAGAUAGAAAGAUUACAUUUAAGGACGCUACGCCCCGCUCGAGCUUAACGUUCGUUCGGAUAUGGGAAAUGACUUGUGGCCUGCGGGCUGUGAGCAAGAAAUUCCAUCGUUCUUUUCAAAAACGAUUACUUCUUGCUCGAGAUUCGUCAGGAAGUAACUGGUUGUGACGAAACGUUAUGGAGGGAUAUGCUACGCGUCCGUAACCACGUACACACACAUACAAUACGUUUAUAGAUGCAAGCACAGAUACUGACAGAUUCCGUGAGAAAAAAGAAGGGAGAGAAAGAGACCUUCGCAAUUGUAUUUUUAUAUUGUGAUUCAUCCGUCGAGUAUCUUGAAUAUUGGAAUGCAUGAAUUCCUUUUACUAUCUGAUUAGUUUUCUUCGAAGUUUGUGCGCGUCAUGCAUACUUCUCACAAUGGCCGUGCCACACUGUUACGCGGAAGGAGAAAGCUUCAGCUUCGCGUAUGCUCUGCGGACGUUCCUGCGAAAGCACAUCAGGCAUCAUUAUCGUCAUCAAGUUCACCAGGUUUUUCAACUUUAGCGAAUGGUCACUGUCUUAAUUGAUACACGGGAUAACCGUGGAAAAUGAUUUUCACCGUGUUCACGUUCUUCAGUGUUCACGAUCUGCAGCGAGAGGAGUCGCGUGUGGGCCAAACAUAUUUCCCAAUGGUUUGUCGAAUGAACAACAUGACGCGGACGUUUCUCCAUUCCUUCUCUUUCUCUCUCUCUCUCUCUCUCUCUCUCUCUCUCUCUCUCUCUCUCUCCCCUCUCUCUCUCUCUCUUUCUCUCUUUCUUUCUUUCUUUCUUUCUUUCUCUCUCUCUCUCCCUGUCUCUCCCUGUCUCUCUGUAUUUGUUUUUCGGGCACAAUCAAUACAUCAUCAAGUAUUUAUGUAGAUCUUUCGAAGACUCCUCGACCAUUUGCUCGGUAAUUCAAAUAGAAUUGACAGGACAGAAUGAAAGGAAGAAAUGGGCGUGGAAAAAACAGUCGUUCGUACGACCACAUGCGGACAAAGCGCUAACUAAAUUCGAACGACUACUAAUAAUAUUCAGGGUACCAAAAGCAUUGACUUAGAUGGUAAAAUUAUCUUAUUAAUGAUUAGCAUAUUUGGAUUAGACCUAGAUGCGUCAUUUAUCGCAUAGUAUCUACGUGAACAUUUUCGACUAGUAGUUAUUGCAUAAGGACUGAUUUUUUACAAAAUUUCUUGUUCCUCAAAAAAGAUAAUGUAGGUACGAUUCAGUGCGAAGAUUUAAGAAAAACUUUAAGGAAGCACGUUUACCUAAAAGAAUUGUUGAGAAGGUAGGGACGUUCCUUCGUUGAAGAAAAAAACUUGGUCGAACACCGUGGUCCUUGCCAUUCUGUACUAUCUUGCCGAAAUCAUCAGAUGACGUUUGACAAUCGAUCUUGCAAUAAAACGGUAAAUACAGUUUUUACGACAAUGUCACGUGAAGUCUUGUUCUCGAGCGUCACGAUUCUCGCGACGGUCGUGCGUUCUUUUAUCAGAGCUCAUUCACAAUUCAGCAGAAUCUGCUAAUCAAGUUCCUCUGAGCAUCGGGAAAUAUAAAAAAAAAAAAAAAAAAAAAAAAAAAAAAAAAAAUAAAAAACCAGCAAGUCAGCCGCAUCAGUCGUGCGGUCGUGCCCCCAAAAAAGCGGGAGCCGAAAUAAAAGAACUUCUGCUGCAGAAAGUAUCGGUCAUCGAGGGCUUCCACGGUGUCCCUAAACGCGUACCGCGUGCUCCUGGGAUCUAGAUAAAGAGAAAGCGAAAGAAAAAAUAAAAGAAAAAGAAAAGAAAUAUUAGAUGUAUUACGAGUCGUUCAAAAUACUUGUUGCUCGCUCCGUUUAUUUGUUGAGCCGCCGCCGCCGCCGCCGCGUGUUUCAGGCGACGUCCGUGGAGUCUCGAGGAUAAUUUCCAUCGACGGCCGUCGUGUGGAUUUGCCCACGAGGCUACGGCGAUUAUAACUGAAAGUUUUACUUACAAUGAUAUAAGUUGUUGAACGAUUGAAUGUUUACGAAACAUUCCUAGUGCCGGAAUUAUGUUCCACCGUCGAUCCUCGUAAUCGCGAGGUUUGACGAACCUAAAAAAAGACUGCUCAGUUGGCUGUCGAAGUGGGCGUUUCCUCUGGUGCACUUUUCCUCGUUAUUUCGUAUUAAUUAGCAUCGGAUGAUGAUCGGGAAAACUAUUUCUGUCGAAGGCCAGUCGAGGAAUGUAAAUUAAGGGGAAUCGAACGCGUAAUCGAACACGAGUGAGAGAAGAGGAUGACUGUGGGGCUUGACGUGUGAAUUUUCCUGAAUUCGUUGUUUUCGAUUUUGACUUCGAACAGUUUGGUACGCUCUAUCUCUUUUAGUUAGCUCGAAGGCUCCAUAGGCCUCCUAUUGCGGGAAGACACGAUUCCCCCUUCGUAUUCUCAAGACGAUCCACCCGGAGUUUCUAGACGCGCGUGUUGAUCUCCUUGAGACGGCGAGACACGUGCGAGGAGCGCGAAUCUUCGAUAGAUGCGACGAAAAGUAUGUAUCGUGUACAAUUACGAUACUCUUUGGCGCCUCCACGUUUCUCUUCAUCGUUCGACGGCCAUUAGGCUGAGCCUUCGAAAGACUGAGUAUGGUUAACGAUUUCAAAGAAAUUCGGAAGAACCAAAAUUCGAUAAACGCGCGUAUCCUUAAGCUGUCUUUUACGUUAUCAUAGUAAUUCAUGGGACUCGCACUUGCCAAGUAGAUAGAGAGAGAGAGAGAGAGCGUGGAGUGUGUUGAUCUUACGAAAUGCGGACGAGAGAGAGAGAGAGAGAGAAGCUUCUUGGAAUUCGCUAAUUCACGACGACACGGUGCUAAUUAAAGUUCCAAAUCCGCAAAGUAGAAGGGGCUGGAGGGGGAAAAAGGGAACGUGAGAAUGAGGAAAGUAUGUGAGAGCAAGAGAGCAAAUGUGAGAGAGUGAACGUUCGUAAGUGUUAUGAUAAAUGAAAAAAAGGGCUCGAAAAUUAGAAUCCAAGAAACGGUUAAGUGAAAAGGAUCAUUCGCAUCUAUGCAAUUACUUCAGAUUCUACGUCGUGUAAAUACCGAAAACACAGAAACAUAGCAAAGUGCCUACUCGUACAAAGAGAGAAAAACGAAAAACGAACCGCAAAACGUAGAAUAGCGUAUAAUCGGAAGCGCUUGGACAUCUUCAAUAUUUCGAAAUAAGCAGCCGCGACGUUAAGCUAACUUCUAGCUCAGGAGUCCCUUUAAGCCCGAUUCGCCACAAGAUGAUAUAAACCGAUUUAAUAUGAGCGACAAUAUUAAAUGAAUAAUUGCUAAAUAAAUAUGCUUUACGAUUGCCGUGUUGCCGAGUGCGCGAGGUCCUCGCGUUUCGACGCCGAUUUCGGUGCGGCGCGGAUCGCGCGUCGCCUCUCGAUAUUUCCUCCUCUUCUCCUUCGUCGCAACGUAAUGGUAAUUCUCGGGAGGAACCAGAGAGCCGGGAUGAUCGGUGGUGAAAGACAGAAUGGGGUUGGGGUAGGGCCCAGAAGCUCGAUAGGAAGUAGCCCCCCCCCCAUCCCCCCGCGCGUACAGCGCCGCGUUUCUCCCAGUUAAACCGGAAGGAGCCGACUUCACUUUUCCUCCCGACGUUCCUGACGACGCUUGGCAGCCGGUUUAUGUUUUACAAUGUUACAAUAAGAUCCAUACGAUAAGCGAAAGAAAAAGAAAAAAAAAAAGAAAGAGUUUAGAGAAGUAUUUAGUGUCCCAGAGACAAA